CUGUCACUCGUGGUUUAUUUUCGUCAUUUCAUUUGUUAAGUGAACAUACACAUUUCAACCUUUAUUGUUCGGAGACUUACAAAAUUUUUGUAUCCUUGAAAUUAUUAUGUUCGUUUUGAUAAAGGUAAUAACAUUGUAUAAAAUUAGGGCUAAUUACCAGUUCAAAAACAAAGGAUUUGAAUUUUUUGUUUGAAAUUAAGUCGUAAUGUUUUGAAAAGUUAUACUUUACGUUUCUGAAACGUAGUAAAUAAUGUGUAGAUAGUACAUGGCCUCUUUAAAACGCAAUAAGGCGUCGUAAUCUUAGUUAGACAUAAUAAAACGUAAUUUAGCAAUGGCUUACUUCGGAAGACGCGAUGUUACGUAUAGUGCCCUGAGCAACGAAAUCACUCCACCUUUAGGUGGAUUGGCUGACAAUGUGAACAUAACGUCGCCUAAAGGCAGUGUAGAUGCUGAUCAUGAAGAUUACAGUAAGGUGAUCAUCCACGAAGUGCCAAAAACGAAAGGAGGAUGGAAUCACAUAGAUGAUUUAGAUUCAUUCUUUGUCAGAAUGUAUAGAUAUUAUGUGAGAGGAGGCUUUUAUCCAAUGAUAAUGUCAGAUUUGUUUUGUCUGCUACAAUUGAUUUUUAUCAUGUGGUUCUCAACAUUUCUCGUGCACUGUGUAAAUUAUCCCAGAUUGUUCAGGAAUGAUGAAAUCGCAAACCGAAGUGAAAAACUCAGCUUGAAUGAUGUAAUAUAUCCAACAGAUGAGUGUAUUGAGAGCAUAUCAUGGAAAUGGUGGUGUCUCAUUGUUUUAUGUUCUGUCAUAUGGAUUAUGAGAUUGUUCCUGUCGAUUUACCAAUUAUACUAUGCAUAUGAUACAAAGCUAUUUUACAACAAUGCCCUCAAAAUUAACGAGAGUGAUCUGGCCUGGGUGAACUGGUCAACAAUACAAGAUAGGGUACGUGAAGCACAACCUGAACAUCACAUGUGUGUUCACAAGCAAGAGAUAACAGAAUUAGAUAUAUACCAUAGGAUACUCAGGUUCACAAAUUACAUGGUGGCAAUGGUUAACAAGAAUUUACUGCCAUUGCAAAUACAUAUACCAUGCGUUGGUAACUUUCAUUAUCUGUCGAGAGGUUUGAAAUGGAACUUGGAGUUUCUCUUGUUUUCUAGUCCGUGGAGUCCAUGGGAGAACUGCUGGCAGCUCCGUAGAUGCUACAAGGAACAUUCAAAGAGAAUGAUUCUGGCACGACAACUCCAAAGGCAGAUUGUUGUUCUUGCAUUACUCAAUUUUCUCCUUGCACCAUUUAUUCAAGCCUGGCAAAUAUUGUAUUUCUUCUUCAACUACGCUGAGUUAAUAAAACGGUCGCCUGGAUCGUUAGGGCUUCGUACGUGGUCUUUAUACGCUCGCGUCACCCUGAGGCAUUUCAAUGAGCUCGAACACGAACUACGCGACCGACUGAACCGAGCCCACAAGCCCGCGACGAAGUACCUCGCCAGCUUCACAUCGCCCAUAACUACUGUUAUAGCCAAAAAUGUAGUGUUUCUCUCGGCCAGCGUGUUGGGUGUUUUGGUCUUCCUGUCCGUCUAUGAUGAAGACGUGCUCACUGUGGAACACGUGCUCACUAUCAUAACGGUUCUCGGGUGUGUUGUGGCCGGCGCAAGGGCUCUAAUAGGCGACGAAGAACGUCUGGGCGGUGGUUGUACGGGCCCGGCUCGCGGCGAGGAGCUGUUUGUUCAAGUACUGGGACACGUUCACUAUUUGCCAGCCGCGUGGCGCGGUAGGGCCCACACGAAGGACGUCGCAGCACAUUUUCAACAGUUGUUCCAGUUUCGGGCGGUUUACAUAAUAUUCGAGUUGUUAAGUCCUCUGCUCUGUCCUCUCGUCCUGUUGUCGCUUCGGACACGAGCACUCGACAUCGUCGAUUUCUAUAGGAACUUCACAGUCAACGUGCUGGGUAUCGGCGAUGUGUGUUCAUUUGCGCAGCUGGAUAUACGACGUCACGGUCAUCCUGAAUGGCAAACACCAGGGAAAUAUGCUGAAAAAAUGAACGGCAGUACGCAGUACGAUCAAGGUGAAGGUGGGAAGACUGAGUUGUCUCUGGUAGCGUUUUCAUGUCGGCACCCAGGCUGGCAACCCACAGAGCCAUCGCAGAGGUACUUCCUAAAAUCACUGAAGCAGAGCAUGUACCAAGCGAUUCCUUCCAACAAUCAACUCAAUAGAACCAUGCUUGGUUCAUAUAUCCAGCAGAGUCUGUUCGGUGCUGUAACUCCACUUCCAGCCGUACUCUCAUAUUAUCCGCAACAGACCAAGCAGAACUACAGGUUACCAGAAAUGGACGAGCUGAGUGAUGAAGAGGAACCGCCGAUCCCGGGGCCCGCUUCACGUUCCGCAGCUCGUUCGACGUCCUUAGGUCUCGCUGGUGUCAGUUCGGCUCUCGGAGUCAGCGCCGUGGGGCUCGCUCCCCAGCAGCAGCAGAAACCGGGCGACGACACGCACGACAUGUCCGUCAGCACGCUACAUCUAUACGACUUGCAUCUGUCGAAGGCUGGCCCAAGUGAAUCCGCGUGCUGCACUAACAACUGCAGCGGGCGACAGCGUGACGAGGGCCCUUACCACUGGGGCACCGAAGAGACGCCUCUCCUACACCGUCCCUAACAUUGGACCUUGUCCUCGCCCUGCGUCCCGAAGCAUCCAGUCUGGGUGUAGAACAUCGCAGCGCCGAGGCAAAAUCGACGACCGGUAUACUAUGUUAGUGUCUAUUUUAGAUAAACAUGAAACUGUUAUUUGCGUUCUUUAUGCCCUAACAUACGGGUCUGGACUCUAAUACUGUUUUUAUGUAAACGGUAAAGUGUGUGUUUUUGCGUUUGGAUGCGCCAUUAUUUCAUCGUUAGUCGUCUGAUGUAUGACGAUUAAUUUGGUUUAUUCGCUGUUAUGAUACGACCGUUUAGAACGUAGCUGUGGUCUCGUUUGGAUUAAAAAAGAAAAAAAUAUAUUUUUGUUUUGUUAAAUUUUCAUUUAUAUAGACCGGUGGUAGUGGUGGCUAACAAGUUGAACGGUAAACGUUAUUAAAAUUAUUAAAAACUGAUGACUCGGGGUUAACGUUCGUACAUGUGUGGGGGUAAGCAUUCGCCAGCCUUCAUUCGGGGUUCAUUAACUGAGGUUGUUGACUUGUAGGUUUUGUACGUUUUCCAAUGACGGCUCCGCAAAAUAAAAAGUAAACUACACUGAUUGAAUUAGUUGACUCCCAAGUUUUGUACGCUUUCCAAUGACGGGUUCGCGAAAUGAAAAGAGAAGUGAUAAUGAUAUCGAUUUCUGGAUUAGAAUUAGUACUUUGUUUUCUUUUUUUUGUUAAGGUACCAUAUUACUUGAGUCUUGUGUUUAGGCCCGGUUUCUUUGCAUUCUGCGUUUUAAACGUAAUACCAAUAUUUCAAAAUAAAAGUAUAACCGUACAAACAUUUAAAAUCUGUAGCAAACGUAUAAAAAAGCUAAAGCAUUUUUAUUGAAACAAAAUGAAUAAUUAACAAAUUUCUAAUUUUGUUUCUAUCAAAGUUGCCUUACUCUGACUUGUUGCUCGUCUUACCACUAUCACUAAAUAAAAACAAAAUAGAAUGGCACGUGAGCUCUUUAUGUCAGAUUCUUGUUUGUAUUGCGAAGUGACGUCACCAGUUUUGGCCAACACAUUGGUGAGCUUGGUCAAAUCACGUCACCAAUUUGAUGAGAUCGAGUAUUUUUCUAGCAUAAUGCAAACGAUACUAACAGGUCCGCAUUCUAAAGUCGUAUCGUAAAACAAUAUGUAACAUUGAUGAGGUUGGUUACAGAUUUGCGCGCCCCUACUUAGAAUGUGUUUGCGGAUAAGCAUACAAAUUUGAUCCGCUUCGAUUUGCCCAAAAGAGUAAUAUAUUUUUUGAGUCACGUUUUGAGGUGAUUUUUUACCAUAAUAGUGGUCAAAUUACGACGAAAUUUCUAUGAACCCAACCACGGAUAGUAAGGUCGAUUGUUUGUAAAGGAAUUGUUGCAUGACGUGGAUUUGACAUUUAGAUGAAUGCUUUUCAAAGCUGGUACUCAAAGCGCUUGGCUUUGUUUUUCUAAGCACGUUAUUUAUGUAUUUAUGCAAAUCUGUAACCACAGUCUGUAUUGAUAACAUUUUGAAAAAAAUGAAAAAAAUAUAUAUUUUUGUAAUUGUGUAUUUUUCGUAGGUUUUUGAUUUGAUGGAACGCAUCUGUCAUUAAAAUAGGGUUAUAACACAAUAUGACGGUUGCAAGUGAAUACUCAAUUCAAAGCCGGUUUGCAUAAUACAUUCGUGUGUGCUAGCUCUUGGAUGCUGAUCAAAUUGAUUUAUGAAACAGGAUAAAAAAUUAAAAAAAAAAACGUUCUCAUGAUUAAAAUGUGAUAGAAAAAGUGAAAAUAAAAAAAAAAGCAUCUUAAUAUAGAAUACGUAGUUGUUACAUAUUUUUCGUAUACUUCUUUUAAUAUAUAUAUACUCAUUCCCAAAGAAGCGAUGUAAUAAAAUUGAUAAAAAAUUAAUAAAAUUUAUUUCUUUACAUAUUAUGGCUUUAAAGAAACAAAAAUGGUUAUUAAAGCAAUACUAGUCUAAGUGUAGUUUUUUAUAGUAGUACACGUAUUGCAAAGCUAAACAUUGGCUCAGAUUUUUUCACAUUUCUUAUUGAAGUGCGAAUAUUAGUAGACAAUGCUACUCUUACAUUCGUUUCGAAUGAAGAUGUUUAAUUGCUUUAGUUGAAAAUCGAUGCAUAUUUUAAUAGAUAAAAGAAUUUGAUUACUGUACUUGGGAAUUUUUCAUUUCUUCGUUUUGUUUGAUUCUCUAUAAAAUGUAAACACGUCAAGAAGUGGAUUUUAGUAAUUCGUUCCUUUUUUUACCCACAAAAAUAAAGAAUUCCUAAUUUUCUAAAUCAUGAAUCAAGUUUUUUUUAGAUCAUUAUCGCAUUGUAAGCUACGUUUGCAAAACUAAAUUAUUCAUAUGUCAACCUCGUUCAGCAUCAAGUCUAAGAACUAAAUUGAUUCAGGGAUACAAUAUCCAAACAAUGGUGGCCACAAACAGUCCUACUCCAGAGUAGGUUAAUUUCUGGGUCAGCAGUUUCGCCGAAAAUUUCCUCAAAAACAUCACAUUAACCUGCUACAGCUAAUUCUUAACUAAUUUUAUUGCAUUAAUACAAAGUUUUAUUAAACGAAACUGUUUCUUCGGCAACAAUAACACUAAUCACCAAAAUAAAAAUUGCUCCUUAGAGAUAAAUCAGGAUUACUACUAACUUCCGCGAUAAAAAAAAAAAAAACGAAUGGUGAACUAUAUGUGUGAUAUUGGUAUGCACCGAAAAUUCGAGGGUUGUCGUCGCAGCCAAGUCUCUUAAAGAUUAGACACUAACGAUCUAUUUCUUCUCUAUAACACCAGACUUGACACAAUUAAGGCCAUGAAUGCCCACCUUUUGGUACUUAAAUCGUUGCUAUACCAAAAAUACGGCACAAGUCAAGUUUGCUUACUUUUCAGCAAAUAACCGGAGACACAUUUAAAGAUUUUUCAAGUUACAAGUGUUCGCUUUUCAAUAGCUAGUAAUAUCUGUUUAAGUGUUUGUUUCUACUGAAAACUAAGCAAGUAUGAGUGAUGGGUUGAUAUUGUCAAAAAUUUGCAUCACAAGAUGACGGAGUAUUCGUUUCGAUUUUGACGUUCUAAUUUUGACAGCUGUCAAUAAGUAGAGAUGUGCAAACGCAUUUCUAUAAUACUAAUAAUAUGAACUAAGAACCGAUACAAAAAUAUAUCUCCUCUGAUGUGUUUCUGCAGUAGAUAUUGAGACAAUAUUUUUCACUCAUUUCUUGCUCUGUCGGUUGGCCUUAUUUAUUCGUUGUGAUAUUUUCAGUCGAACUUGUGAUUUAAUACUUAUAUAAAUGAGUACUUAUUCUACAAAGAUCGGUUGGCAAACAAAGCGAGCGAUUUAUUUCAAAAUUUUGCAUAUUAUCGUGUUUAUGAAAAAGAUAUGAAUACUUAUUUUUGGAUACCUAUGAAUAUUUUUCAAAAUUUUUGUAAUCGUGAAAACUUUGAUAGUAGAAAAAGGUAAAAUCAUAAAGAAAAUAAUAUAAGAAGUUUUUGUGGAAUACCUUUUUAGGUCACAAAUCGUGUUCAUAGAAUCUGAAGCAAUGUUAUAUUAGGUGAGUUUAUUGAUAAUGUUAACUCUUUUUUAUUUCGACACUUGGGAAAGAAAUGAUUGUUUGAACAUCAGUAGGGAAUACGUAAGAACGUAGGGUGCGCAUAAUGCUGCUUGCUCGCUUACGCUAAAUGCUCUACUUGGAAAUAUAAAAACGAUAUCAAAAAAUUAAAAAAAGAGGUAUUUGUUCGUUUAAAUAUCUUUUUUAUAUCCAUGUAAAUUAUAGAAAUAUUUUAGCAAUUACAGAACGAAAGUUAUGUUUGAAAAUUAUUAAACAAAAACAGUGAUUACGGGAACAUUGUCAAUUUCGAUUUGCUAAGAUGUUAUAAAAAAAAUAAACUUUAAAGCUACGUAGUACGAAUAUGCUUAGUUUACUUUUAAAAUUUAUAAUGUAAGGUUGUGCUUAACAAUAUUUCAGUACAGCGAAUAUGUAAUUGUAGAGAACACGAAACCAAAUCCUAUAAGAUAAACAUUUACGAAUAAAGACAAGGAAGGGCUUUGAAGUAUGUUCUUGAUUCAAAUUUAGUAUUUGUGUAAAUAUAGUAAUAAAAAAAAAUUUGAUCGGGCAUUAUUUUAAUUGGGCUGUGAAUUAUUUGAUAUCGAAGUUGAAAUUUUACGUACAAAAUAGCUUUAUCUGGUAUUUUAUGAGACUUUUUAUAUAUUGGAAGAAUAAUGAAAUGAUAGAAAUCAAGCUAGGGCAAUCAAUAUAGGUGUUUCAGUGGUAAAUUAAAUGAGAGUAUUACAGCUUCUGUGCUGAUUAAAAAUUAAAGAUCUCUUUUUGUUAUUGGAACCCAUGUUUGACGAAAAUAAGUGCAUUACUCUUUGAAUAAUAACUCUAUAAUUAUUUAUUUCCUUGCACUUAUACCUUAUUGUUGUGCUGUUGCCAGUUCUCUCUAGAAAUAUUUCUCUUUAAUAUAGUAGUCUGUGGUUUAUUAACCUUAAAAGAACGAUACUACAUGAUGUAUUAUAAAAAAAAAUCUGUUUAAUUUUGAUUUUGUUGAUUUCGCAGUCUAUCCUUUUCUAGUAAUGCACAAACGUGUUUACUCGUAUAUUUAGUUAGACAUUUGGCGUGGAAGAUUUGUAGUCGUAGUUUUAUUAUUAAAAAAAUAUGUACAUUUUUAUGUACUUAGUUGAUUUUAUUUUUAUAUUUUUUAACAAUGUCAUGUAAUGGAAUGGAAAGGAAUGUUGUUUGUGAUGUUUUAUUUUUAUUUUGUUGAAUCCAUGAUGAUGAAGUCCAUCAUUUAACUAUGACGGGUAAUUUACUAACAGUGUCUAAUAUUAAGUAAUUAAAAAGUUAGUAAUAUCUCGGUAAUGACAAAUUAUAAUAAUACGAAUAUGUUGACCGUUACAGUUAAAUUUUGAAUCUCAUCCUUUAGUUUUAAUGUUGAGUGUCCAUUUUAAUUAAAUAUCUAAAUAUACAUGCGCCUUUUAUAUCGAAUUCUCCCUUUAACUAACGUAAUGUAUAAUUAUAUUUUCAAUCUUAAUUGUAUAUUUAUAAUGUUCUAUGAGAUUUAUUGUAAAAACAAUGUUCGAAAAUUCCCUUAACUGAAUUUUUAUAGUUACGGCAUUGAGUCUUCUUGGUUUAAAUCGGUUUAUUAAUUCAGGAAUAGUAAAACAUUUGUCAAAUAAAUUAAAUUCGAUGUUUAUUGGCUAAAAGCUGAGCCGAGUAGGCAUUACUCAAUUACGUAAUAUUAUGUUAUUAAUGAAAAUGAAAAAUAACCUAUCAUAUUAAAUUAUGUACUUGCACGAAUAAUCAACUACAUGAGCAAUACGUAUGCGCAGGCAUUUGACAGUAUUGCCAUAUUCGUCGUUUGGAAAUGUUUGUUGCUACAAGACAAAAAGACAAAAGUUGCGCCAUGUUGUCUAAUGUCAAAAUUUGAAAUGUUUAGCCAAGUUAGUGUAUAUUGGCGAUUGGUAUAUUAUCAAAUUAAAUUAUCUAAAUUAAGUUUCGGUGAUCAGUGAAAAAAAACAACUGAACAAUUUUGUUAACAAAAUAACAAAAUCUUUAAUAAUGUUGUUGUGUGCAGCGGCCGAUCAUCGCGAACUAUGAUAAUUUAGAUUGGGAUUUAAGAACUUGAACGACCAUACCGUUUAUAGAUUGCGUUUUAUUCGUUGAAUAGCUUUCAUCACAUGUUUUCGAACAGUUAUUCUUUGAAAGGCUACAAAUUGAAACAAUUUAGAGCUCUUUUAAAAAAAUAAUUUGAAAAAGCUUUCAGUGUUGGUUACACGCGUUGCGUUUUUAACUUGCUUGGAUUUGUCGAAUCGCGGGCGUUAUCACGAGACGUCAAACUUUUGAAAUGUGACGUAAGAGUGGUGACGUAAGAAACGCUGGUACGGUGUGAGUAGCGAUCAGGAUAGUGGCUGACAGCAUCAAACUUAAAGUUAUCCGUGUGUGUUCAUGUGGAAUUAGCGGCGGACCGCGCGUCGUGACUACGGUGCUUUGUCAUUUCAACCGGUUUGUUCUUGUUGCCUAACGCCUCGCCAAGAGCACAGCGCUCGCGAUCUAUAUGCUACCAAGCACUUAGACGUAAACAAAAAAAGUAUUAAAUUAUUUUUAUGAAAAAAACAAAAAAAACGACCAAUUUCGAAAUACAUUUGCAAUAUUUAAUCUACCUCUUUAACUGUACUAGAUAGAACUAUAUUAUAUUUAUAUAAUGACGUUUAUGUAUAUUUUUUUAAAUGCGUAUGAGCGAAGCCCUAUCCGAUGUAGGUCGAGUCAGAGUACAAUUAAAACGUCAUAGAAACAUAUAAAUACAGAUAUCGAUAAAAACGGUUGUUGUGAACGUUUCAUACACUUUUGGUCAAAAAUUAUGUGUAAUAUAUUCCGACAUUUCAAUUUAGAACAUUAUUUAUAUAGGAAUUAUUAAAUUAUAGAAUUCACGAAGUCACAUGCAUGUGAAAUGUUGAAUGCAUGUUGAAAUAUAAUGUUAAAAACUUAACAUUUAAUUAUUUGAGGUUAUUUUUAGUGGUGAUUUUAUAAGCAAUAUUAGUUGGCACUGUUUAUAAUCGUAAUGUUAUGCGUAGCUUAUAUUGACGUGGAGAAAAAAGAGGAUUGUGGAUUUAAUAAUAAAAUGUAUUUUCAUUGCACCCGAAUGCAGGAAAAUUCAUGAGAUUGUUGUCUUUAAGCACUAAAAUCCGAUAUAAAAUUUUCGAGGGUAGUUGUCAUUUCACAACAGUAUUUAUUUUAAUAUAAACGAUUGACUAAUACCAUUUGGGCUGUAUCAGCGAUAAUCUCUAGACGGCUGUCACAGUUUAAUCGUAUUUUGUAUUAUUUGUCGACGAUAUAUUUAAAAAUUUCAUAAUAUUUUUCUAUUUCUUCACUAUAAACUUUGCGCUGUACGUACUCUCAAUUUUAAUAAUUACAAUUACAUUUUUGUAGAGUACUAGCAAAAUGUUAUACUCAAUAAAGCCAUUUAUCAAGCGUAUUAGGUAUUAAUAAGAAAAAAAAAAUUAGCGAAAAGCUAUAAAUAAAUACAAAAAAAAAGAUAUGUACGAAUAGCUAUUACGGUUUGAAUAUUAUAUUAUAUUUAUAGAUUAGUCUUGUGAUGUGUUCAUUUUUAAUAUUUUAGUGCCAUUUUACAUUGGCACGUUUCUUAUAAUAUGUGUGUAAUUAUUUAGUAAUUUUCGUCGGUUAAACUGUCAUGUAUGUACGAUUUGUAAAGUUUAUUUGUAAUCAAACAAUAUUUGUGAUUGAGGAGCAUCUAAACAAAAAUAAAGACAUCAAAUAUCGCAUUAUUUUUGGUAAUUAUAAUAUAAAAUAAUCUUCAUAUAUCUUAAGAAUUUUUGAUUUUAAUAUGAAACGAAAUCUCCCCGUUGUUGAUAACACAGUUACAGAUUCUUGUUUCCGGAAAAUUUGGUUAUUUAUGUUCAGAUCAGUGUAAUGAGAAACGUAAAUACGGUAUAUUUAAAUUGCCACAGUUAAAAUUAAAUGUCAAAAUAUAAUUUGUCAGUUUUUGUUCCGACUCUCGUCAAUAUUACUACGUACAAGGCGUAUUGGGAAGUGUUCUUGAAUUCCUAACUGAAAAUAAAUUGGAAGUAUCAUUAAUGUAUUAGAAUAGGGAUAAUUCGUUUUAGUAAGAUCCGGUGAGUUCGUGUAUCGUAGUCACUCCAACCUAGGCGUAUUCCGCCUUACUACGAUCAGUUAGAUGACAGUUGAAAAUAAUAAAAAUAGCAUCAAAAUAAUAAAAUUUACGAAUAUGCUUUUUGCAAUCAACACCACUGUCUUUAUUUUUUUAUAAGAACCCACACCUUUCAAUACACCCUGUAUUAUAUGCACACCUAUGUAUUUAGUAUUAAUGUCUUAUAAUAACCAGAUAGGUAAUUUCAGUCAAUCUAAUUUUAUGAAACUCGAAGGUGAAAAAAAGCAAAUGUUUUGGUACCUUUGCGACGUUUUCUUUAUUUUAUGGAAUGAUUUUGAAAUUGACCCUUUUUUUUUAAAAUCCCCUUAAAAUAAGGAAAAUAUGUAUUAUUGCACUUUAACGUAGAUAAUUCAAAUAAUAUACAUAAAAUUAGUAAUAAUCAUUCUCUUUAUUGUCUCUGGUAUUGCGUCAUAAGGCUAUGCAAAACUAAAUGCUUUGUUUUACUCCGACGAAAUGAAGGCGGUUAUUUAAUUUUUGAAUGAAAAAAAAGAAAUGACUGAACAACUUGAGAUCAAACUUUACAAAAAAUAUUAAAAUGAAAACGUUCAAGAACAAGAUAGUAAGUAAUGUGUGAAUGGAAAGGAAUUCUAGAAAUGAAUAUUAACGAAAGAAAGAUAAAUAAAUGAAAAGCCACAAUUAUGGUAUUGUCCUUUUUACAGCGAUAUAUUUACAUAAAAAUUCAGUUUCAGUAAUUUUAUUGUCUAUUUGUUUUAUUUUAAUGUCAAUUUUAUUGACCGACUCAACGAUUGAUCCAAAAUUGGUUUUGUAUCAUCUUUGAUUGGAAUCAUUGAUGGAUGCGCAUGAGCAAUUAUUACAAGUACAAAACUAAAAUUGAGGUUUUUCUUUGUUUUUGUUUUAACGUUAAUGCAAAUUGAAAUCGUUAAACAUUGCUCUCAAUUAAAAAAUAUUAACAGUUUUUCGUUGAUCACGUAGUGUAGUUUGUAUCGUUUGAUUUCAAAUUGUCGUUAAACUUUUUCAUCCGAUACCUGUAAAUAUUUAGCGCAAUUUAUUUAAUUAUAGAAAAUUUGAUAAGUUUAUUGUGAUAAAGAUUUUUAUUUCCGUGUGAGUUCGCCUUGUUUAUAAUAUAAAAAAAAAAAGUAGAAUUGUAUUAAGAAACAUGAAUUAUUUUGGUAACAAUAAUACAAUAGCAUUGUCGCUAUGUAUCACGACGUUUAAUAAACAUAAAUUAUAGUAA
Bombyx mori (domestic silkworm) is the source of this 11469-nucleotide messenger RNA. RefSeq names its product autophagy-related protein 9A (gene Atg9). The record is from RefSeq and is a predicted model, not a curated record. The coding region runs from base 332 to 2638 and encodes 768 amino acids. Gene Ontology annotation, biological process: protein localization to phagophore assembly site; nucleophagy; autophagy of mitochondrion. Gene Ontology annotation, cellular component: autophagosome; phagophore assembly site. The transcript has 15 exons. Lineage: Eukaryota; Metazoa; Arthropoda; Insecta; Lepidoptera; Bombycidae.